GGGAGCCCCUAGAGUCAACAGAACAAAGAGAUGUGGAACCAGCUUCCCUUCGACAUCCUAGAAAGGAUCUUCUCCUUCCUUCCUCUAGACUGCCUAGCACGUGCGACGUCAGCUUGCAAGCACUGGCACACAUGCGCCAAGACCCGCCCUUCCCAGUACCAAGCCAUGCCCAACAACAGCUCACCUUGGUUCCUGGCUAUACAGAAGCGCAGCGGCGGUGGCGGCCACCCCUGCUACUGCUACGCUCACAACCCAUCUCUCAACUCCUGGCACUCUCUCCCUCUUGAUUUCCUACCUAACCCAAUCCGCCCCAUCUCCCCCAUCGGCAGCCUCCUCCUCUACCGACGGCCAUCCUCCUUCUCCUGCUCCUCCUCCUCCUCUCCUUCCAUCCAAUUAGCACUCUUCAACCCCUUCACCAGACAACACCGUCUACUCCCUUCUCUCAUCACUCCACGGAUCAACCCCGCAGUGGGCGUCGUCGAGGGUGGAUGUGGGACCCAAUCCCCCUUCAAAGUCUACGUCGCCGGCGGAAUUUCUACCUCGGGCGGCUCCGCCGCCUCCUCUUACGAGCCCACAUUGGAAAUGUAUGAUUCUGAGGCCGACAAGUGGCAGAGCUUAGGAUCUAUGCCGAUCGAAUUUGCCGUGAGGCUCACGGUCUGGACACCCAACGAGAGUGUGUUCUCCGGUGGGAUACUCUAUUGGAUGACAUCGGCUCGUGCUUACAGUGUUGUGGGCUUCGAUGUGGGUAAUGGUUCAUGGAAGGAAUUGAAGGUGCCCAUGGCGGAUCGGCUUGAAUUCGCUGCUCUGGUGAGGAGAAAAGGGAGGUUGGCCCUUGUUGGCGGCGCCGCCUCUGCUGUGGAAGCUUGGGUGUGGGAGCUGGAUGAAUAUUAUCAAUGGGAGUUGGUGGAAACUGUGCCAUUUGAGAUGGGAAAGAGGUUUUUGAUGGGGAAGAGGAGUUGGUACAGUACCAAGUGUGUGGGAACCGAUGAGGCCAUUUGUCUGUAUAAGGAGCUUGGAUCUGAAAUAUUGGUUUGGAGAGAAGAUAUCGCAGUGAAGGGUAGGUGGGAAUGGAUCUUGGUUGCAGGUUGUAGCUCCAUUAGAAAAGAACCAGUUCCCAAUUUCCCCAUUAAAGGAAUUCUCCUUUACCCAAGCUUAGCUUCCUCUUACAUUUUUAAUAUCUGAGAAAAAAAAAAAAAAGUUUGAUCCAAAACUCAACGAUGAAUAAGAUGAUGCUUUGGGGCCUUUUGGGUGUCUGUUAUCUUCUGCAACUGAGAGCAGAAGAGAAUCUUUUAUGCCAUUCGGCCGAUAAGUGGCAACUGUUGGAUUUAUGUGUCUAUCAAAUUCUAAAUUUCAACGAUUUAAAUGAUGAUGAAUGAAGUAGCAUCGAUAUUAUUGGGCA
Macadamia integrifolia is the source of this 1399-nucleotide messenger RNA. RefSeq names its product F-box only protein 6-like. Bases 31 to 1182 code for a protein of 383 amino acids. Lineage: Eukaryota; Viridiplantae; Streptophyta; Magnoliopsida; Proteales; Proteaceae. The transcript has a single exon. Gene Ontology annotation, molecular function: protein binding. The record is from RefSeq and is a predicted model, not a curated record.